Molecule: messenger RNA, 771 nt
Organism: Hyaloscypha bicolor E
Lineage: Eukaryota; Fungi; Ascomycota; Leotiomycetes; Helotiales; Hyaloscyphaceae
Exons: 3
Source: RefSeq, a predicted model, not a curated record
ACAGAACUCAUUUCGCACUAUCUCGACCCAAGCCAGCCUAAGCUUCGCCAUGGCAUCCAAUACUUCAAAGAAGAAGGGGUCAAAGAAGGGCUUCCGCAUGAAGGAUCUUUUUCGAUCUUCGGAGACAUCGAGGGAUCGCGCGACUAUACCUAGUUAUUCAACCAGUCCGGGCCCCAUCGCUCCACCUUGUGAUUCCAGCGCGAACAACCCUGCACGGGCUGGUCCUAACGACCAUCUACCUCCAAAUGCGUCUGAACGACAGAAGUUGGGCCUUAUGCUCUUGACGCCGGUUUUGCCCUCUGCCCAAAUUGAUGAACGGUCCCCAGACAUUGUCGCAAUACACGGAAUAUGCGGAGAUCCACUGAAAACAUGGACGCACGAAAGCGGGGCUCUUUGGUUACGCGACUUCCUCCCAAAGGACAUCAAUGGCGUCCGGGUGUUUUCGUUUGGUUAUGAUGCCGAAGUGGCCCUCACAAAGUCUCUAGCGACGAUUGAUACUUUUGCACGGUCACUACUGAACAACAUAAAAUUGGAAAGAGACGGAAAGCAACAAUCUCGACCUUUGAUAUUCAUAUGCCAUAGUAUGGGGGGUAUCGUGCUUAAGAAGGCUCUUACCAUUGCCCGGCUCGAGGACGAAGAUGAAUUUCCUUUCCUCCGAACUUCGAUUAGGGGAAUAUUUUUCUUGGGCACACCUCAUCGCGGUGCUGACGCAAUUAGAUGGCCGCAGUUAUUGGCAAACAUUUCUGCCGUUGGCCCAGUGUGGGCAAAAAC